This is a messenger RNA of Linum trigynum, 3037 nucleotides long. The record is from the annotation of a GenBank genome assembly. NCBI's taxonomy places the organism in Eukaryota, Viridiplantae, Streptophyta, Magnoliopsida, Malpighiales, Linaceae.
AAAUUUUCUCUCCCCCAUUUUCUUCCCUUCCAUUUUCCUUUCCCCCAUUUUCUUCCCUUCCUUCGUAGUUCGUAAACAAGUGUUAAACGACGGCGUCUAUGUAUAAUUCCUUCCUUCUACCUUUUCAUUUCUUCCUCACCAGUUGCCAUUCCGGGCCGCCAUUUUCCAGUCCAACAGAAAGCGGCCAGAAAACAAGAGCAGUGGCCGGAGAAGGAAAAACAUGGGGAGCUUGACCAACAAGCAGCCGAGAAUCUUCAGUGCGCACCACGGCAACGCUCUGCCGCCGUGCACUCGGACUCACCAGAUCGGCGCUCUUCUCCUCGUCUCCGUCACCUUCUUCCUCACUCGCCUCUUUCACCAGUCAUUCUCUCCCUGCACCGCCACUUCCUUCGGAGGCGAUCUCGGCUCCUCCGAUUCCCAGACCCUCGUCCGUGUCUCUGACGCCGGCUACCUGUCGUGGCCUAACCGUGGCUACGGUUCAUUCCUCUCCCUCAAGAUCUAUGUAUAUGAAGAGACCGAGAUUGAUGGCUUGAAAGAGCUGAUGCGCGGUCGAGAUGGCAAAAUAUCCGCCGAAGCUUGCGUGAAAGGCCAAUGGGGAACUCAGGUUAAGAUACACAAAUUGCUGUUGAAAUCAAGGUUUCGGACUAGGCGGAAAGAGGAGGCCAAUUUCUUCUUUGUGCCGACGUAUGUCAAAUGUGUGCGGAUGAUGGGAGGUCUCAAUGAUAAGGAGAUCAACCAAACCUUUGUUAAAGUCUUAAGCCAAAUGCCUUACUUUAGAAGAUCUGGAGGUCGAGACCACAUUUUCGUCUUCCCAAGUGGGGCAGGAGCUCACUUGUUUCGAUCGUGGGUUACGUUCAUAAAUCGUUCAAUUAUACUUUCUCCUGAGGGCGACCGAACUGAUAAAAAGGAUAUAACUGCUUUCAAUACUUGGAAAGAUAUCAUCAUCCCUGGUAAUGUUGAAGAUGGAAUGACCGUGAAAAAACCUACUACAGUUGAGCCUUUACAUUUGUCAAAAAGGAAGUACUUAGCAAAUUAUUUAGGGAGGGCACAAGGCAAAGCUGGUCGCCUUAAGCUCAUUGAGAUGUCAAAGAAAUUUCCAGAUAAGUUGGAAUGCCCAGACUUGAAGUUCAGUGGUCCUGAGAAAUUGGGAAGGGCUGAAUACUUUGAACAUCUCCGCAAUGCAAAGUUCUGUCUUGCACCACGGGGAGAAUCUUCCUGGACCCUUCGGUUUUAUGAAUCUUUUUUUGUGGAGUGUGUUCCUGUUAUUUUGUCAGAUCAAGCAGAGUUUCCAUUCCAAAAUGUGAUCGACUAUUCCCAGAUAUCAAUCAAAUGGCCAUCUAGUCGAAUUGGCCCUGAACUUUUGGAUUACCUUGAGUCUAUACCAGAAAGAGACAUAGAGAAGAUGAUAGCUAACGGGAGGCAAAUAAGAUGUCUGUGGGUAUAUGGUUCCGAAUCUCAGCCCUGUUCUACAAUGCAAGGAAUAAUGUGGGAACUUCAGAGGAAAGUGAGGCAGUUCCACCAAUCACACGAAACAUUCUGGCUUCACAAUCAAACGAUAGUGAACAAGAAUUUAGUUGAGUUCUCCAAAUGGGAACCUCCCAUGCCUCUCCCAUGAUAAUGUGUCCUUGGAAUAGAAAACACCAUCAGCUUACUUGUGCUUUUCCUCGCCACGAUCUACUCGUUGGUCGAGUUGCAGCUGGAGUUGCCUCAUGCUGCUACUUCAGCAGCCUACCCGAAUUUUGCUUGCUCAACAAACUUCCCCUGCCUUUUCAGCACAUUCGCAAGUAAAGUUUUCAGCAUCUCGACUUCAGUAUAGAGAAAUUGUUGUAGUUUCAUAGGAUUCGAAGCUGGGGAAUGUAUAGUGGAUCCAAACUAAAUGUAGAUGGCAGAAACUGAAGAACAUGUAGAUUACUUUAUCUGAGUCUACUGUACUAUUUGUUGAAGUGAUGCAUUUGUAUGGUCUUCUAAUAUUGCAGGCGUUUCUGUUGGGCAUGCACUGUUUAGAUGGCUAAUAUUGCAAUCUUGACAAAACAAGGGUAAUAAAUCUGAAUCAUUUCAGUGACAUUUUUUAAUCUGUUGCAGAAAUAGAGACAUUAGCCUUGUUUUUCACGUACAAAUACUUUGAUAUUUUGAAAAUUUUCCUGCUUCAUCAGGCUUCAAAAUCACAAAAAUUUGUUUACACGUCUUUAGAAUGAUAAACCAAUAAAGUAUAGAUUAUUUAUAGGGCUUCUGUUCCAUUUAACUCGGGUUAAAUGAUCUCAAAGUCCUUAUUUAAACUGAAACCUUUCUAGUGGUGGAAUCUUGUUCCAAUUCUAAUGACAUAAUAGUUAACUAGUCAACCGUUCAAUUGUAGCGGCAACCAUUAUUUUCUUUCUAAUAGCGGAGUCCCAUUGCAAUACUGAUAAGGUAAUGACCAAUCAAUCUAUUGAAGUUAUAGAUCAUUAUUUUCCUUGUAAUGAUGGAGAAUCGUUGGAACAAACAAAGCAGGGGUGUAAGUUUGAUCAUAAAAACCCACUGACUCAUCCCGACAUCAGUUUAGGGUUGGAUCAACUUUUGACCCUAUGGGACAACAUAGGGACGAGUCACUUUUUGACCUGUGGCCUUUAGACUAACUCCAACCCAAGGAUGCGAAUUUGGAGAAGGAUGUUUUUCCACUUUUUCCUCUCCAACCCACAUAAAAAUUGGCUUGCAAAUUUGGAGAAUUGGCUUGUGAGCAAGGAGAAGGUGGAGGAUCCCGCGGUAGCCGAAGCCCACAUGUCGGGAGAGGGGGGGGGGGGGGGGGGGGGGUCGGGGCCUCCACUUUUUUUUUUCUUCUUAAUUUGUGAUUGGUUGGUUUUGAGUUGGGAAGGCAAAUUUAGAAAGUUUAUGGUUGGAGCAAAAGAGUGUUUUUGGGAGGUAAAAAUGCACAUUUGAGAGCUUGAGAGGCUAAAUAUAGCCUUUUGGGUUGGAGUUAGUCUUAGCAACAACAAAUUUCUCAUUCCACAUUGGACCUCUUGUAAAGUUUUAAAAGUUUAGAUACUAAAUUGUAAGCAUAAAA